Messenger RNA from Teleopsis dalmanni, 986 nucleotides. RefSeq lists its product as uncharacterized. Gene Ontology annotation, molecular function: chitin binding. The transcript has 5 exons. Lineage: Eukaryota; Metazoa; Arthropoda; Insecta; Diptera; Diopsidae. The record is from RefSeq and is a predicted model, not a curated record. Bases 342 to 986 code for a protein of 214 amino acids.
UAAGCGGAAAUAUGACAAUCGAAACUGGCGACUCGAAGUGUUACAACCGCAAGUGAACUUCGGAAGCAUAUUUGGAUUUAACGGAAGUCGCCAUCUUAAAUUUAAUUUAAAAAAAGCAACCCUGCCUAUCGAACAUAAAAGUGAAGUGAAUAUAAAUUAUCCUUAUACGGUAUAAGGAUUAAAAAGUUUAUAAUAAGCAAACAAGGAAAAUAUCUCUGUGUCCUUGAAAACUGAAAAUUCAAGCUACUGUGCCAAUAAAUAUUAAAUGAGUAACGAAUUAAAUUAAUUAAUAUACGAAAUUAAUAUUCAAAUAGUGGAAAAGAAACAAAAUCAAAAGCAAAAUGUAUUACAUAUUUAAUAAGAUAAUAAUUUUAAUUGGAUUUAUCGCAUUAAAUAAAGUACGGCUCACUGUAAGCCGAUAUAUAGCGCAACCGAUGUAUUACCCUGGUCCAUCUUAUCAUGGUCCGUCUUAUCCGGGUCCAUCUUAUCCUGGACCAUCUUAUCAAGAUACCUUAUCACACCAUACUGGUUAUUAUGGACCACAAUAUCGGCCAGCAAUACCAUAUGAACCCUAUCAGCCCACGUUAUUCUCACCGCCUGGUACAAUUUACGAUAGUAGGCGUGGUGUUGUGACAACAUUUCCUGGCGGAGGAAUACCACUUUUAGUUGACUAUAAUAAACGUUGUCCAGGUAAUUAUCGUGGUACUCAAUAUCAUCCUAACCGCCAUCAUUAUUACUUCGUUUGUACAGACUACUGUGUUAUAUUUGGCAAAUGUAAUGGUAUGGAGGUUUUUAAUAACUCGACUGGUCAUUGUGGUAAUCAUCCAAUGCAACACUAUAAACCAAAUUGCGUUACAGAAGGUCGUUUCCCUAUUACCACAGAUAAAUCAAUAUAUUACAGAUGUAGUUAUGAUUUAACAGCGCGUGUAUAUUCCUGCCCACAUGGUAUGGUCUUCUCCAAUAACAGUUUAACAGUCGAAAAGUAA